This is a messenger RNA of Spathaspora passalidarum NRRL Y-27907, 1104 nucleotides long. RefSeq names its product peptidylprolyl isomerase (gene CPR6). The record is from RefSeq and is a predicted model, not a curated record. Gene Ontology annotation, molecular function: protein binding; peptidyl-prolyl cis-trans isomerase activity. The transcript has a single exon. Gene Ontology annotation, cellular component: intracellular membrane-bounded organelle. The coding region runs from base 1 to 1104 and encodes 367 amino acids. Gene Ontology annotation, biological process: protein peptidyl-prolyl isomerization; protein folding. NCBI's taxonomy places the organism in Eukaryota, Fungi, Ascomycota, Pichiomycetes, Serinales, Debaryomycetaceae.
AUGUCUAGAAGUAAGGUCUUUUUCGAUAUCACCGCCAAUGGUAAACCAAAGGGAAGAAUUGCCUUUGAAUUAUACAAUGAUAUAGUUCCAAAAACCGCCGAAAACUUUAGAGCUUUAUGUACUGGGGAAAAAGGUAAUUCUGAAGUUUCUGGCAAGCCGCUUUCCUACAAGGGUUCUAUUUUCCACAGAGUCAUUAAGGACUUUAUGUGCCAAGGUGGUGAUUUCACCAAUGGCAAUGGUACUGGUGGUGAAUCAAUAUAUGGAGAAAAGUUUGAAGAUGAGAAUUUCCAAUUGAACCAUGACAAGCCAUUCUUGUUAUCUAUGGCCAAUGCCGGUCAAAACACCAAUGGUUCUCAAUUCUUUAUCACCACUGUACCAACGCCACAUUUAAAUGGUAAACAUGUUGUCUUUGGGGAAGUAAUUGAAGGAAAAUCCGUGGUUCGUCAAUUGGAAAGAUCAGAAAAGGGCGCCAAUGAUAAGCCAGUUGAAGACUGGAUAAUUGCUGAUUGUGGUGAAUUACCAGCCGAUUACGUUCCUCAAGCAGCUGCCGGCUUCAGCGACGGAACCGGUGACGUAUAUGAAGAGGUUUUAGGAGAUAAUGACAAUAUUGACGUUAACAAGCCGGAAUCAGUAUUUGAAGCUGUGAACAAGUUGAAGGAAAUUGGUACUAAAUUGUUAAAGGAAGGUAACUUAGAAAAAUCAUAUGAAAAGUAUAACAAGGCAACCAACUUCCUCACCGAAUAUUUUCCAGAUGACUUGUCCGAAGAAGAUUUAUCUACUUUGAACAAGUUGAAGCUUUCCUGUUAUUUGAAUGCAGCAUUAGUGGCAUUGAAAUUGAAGGAUGGAAAAAAGACGGUCAAGGCUGCCUCCGAAGCUUUGGAAGUGGAUGGCAUUGAUGAAAAAUCCGAGGUUAAGGCGUUGUAUAGAAGAGGUAUGGGCCAUCUCUUGCUUAAAGACGAAGAUUCAGCACAAAGAUUCCUUGAACGAGCAUUGACUUUACAACCAAAAGAUGCUGCUAUUCUUAAAGGUUUGAAAGACAUCGAAGCUACUAAGAAGGCACGUAAAGAAAAGGAAAAGAAAGCCAUGGCCAAGUUCUUUUCUUAG